Molecule: messenger RNA, 2239 nt
Organism: Columba livia (rock pigeon)
Lineage: Eukaryota; Metazoa; Chordata; Aves; Columbiformes; Columbidae
Gene: MTAP
Product: methylthioadenosine phosphorylase
Exons: 8
Coding region: 51-1304 (417 amino acids)
Biological process (GO): nucleoside metabolic process
Cellular component (GO): cytosol
Molecular function (GO): S-methyl-5-thioadenosine phosphorylase activity
Source: RefSeq, a predicted model, not a curated record
GGUAUCCUGUGGGGGAGAAAAAAAGAAGUGGGGAAAAAAAAAAAGCAGUUAUGCUGUAUGCUGUGACACAAAAUCGCGAUAAACCAGGUUCCAUUCCAAGAAGCCGUUCGGCAUCGUGUGUUUCUAACCGCUUCCUGAAGAACCCCAGCCGUGUGACAAAACAGCUGCCACCGGGCUCGCACCCGCACACCGGUCUCUCAGGCCCGGGGAGCGGAGUCCUCGGGCACCCCGGCCUCUCCCACCGGGACCGCAGGGCUGCCGCGCUGCCGGGCCCGCCCUGCGCGUCCUCGGGCCGGUCUCGGCGGAGAGACCCGCUCAGCGCGGGCGGGCGCUGCCCCCUAGCGAGCGGCGCCAGACGAGGCCCGGCCGGGCCCCGCUCUGCGGUGCCGGCGCGCGGGAGCGGGGCGGGGCCGGGCGACACGCGGCACCAGUGGGCUGGCCGAGUGCCACUUCCUCCAGCCAACAUGGCCGCCGCCGCCGUGAAGAUUGGAAUUAUUGGUGGAACUGGCCUGGAUGAUCCGGAUAUCUUGGAAGGAAGAACAGAAAAAUAUGUUGAUACUCCCUAUGGCAAGCCAUCGGAUGCCUUGAUAUUGGGAAAGAUAAAAAAUGUGGACUGUGUGCUACUGGCAAGACAUGGAAGACAUCAUACAAUUAUGCCAUCGAAUGUCAAUUACCGUGCCAAUAUCUGGGCAUUAAAAGAAGAAAAUUGUUCGCAUGUUUUAGUGACUACUGCCUGUGGUUCAUUACGAGAGGAAAUACAACCUGGUGAUCUUGUAAUAAUUGACCAAUUCAUUGACAGGACAACUAAAAGACAUUGUACUUUAUAUGAUGGGCAGCAUUCCACACUUCCAGGAGUAUGUCAUAUUCCAAUGGCAGAGCCAUUCUGCACCAAAACCAGAGAGGUUCUUAUUGAGACUGCCAAGAAGCUUGGCCUGCAGUGUCAUUCCAAAGGGACGAUGAUCACCAUUGAAGGCCCACGUUUCAGUUCUCAAGCAGAAAGUUUGAUGUUCCGCAGCUGGGGAGCUGAUGUUAUCAAUAUGACUACAGUGCCUGAAGUGAUUCUUGCAAAAGAAGCUGGAAUGAGUUAUGCUAGUAUUGCCAUGGCAACAGAUUAUGACUGCUGGAAGGAACAUGAAGAAGCAGUUUCAGUGGAUAAAGUUUUGAAGACACUGAAAGGGAAUGCAAAUAAGGCUACUAGCAUACUCCUUUCUGCUAUACCUCAGAUAGGUUCCAUGGAAUGGACCAACACCCUACAGACCCUGAAAACAACAGUGCAGUGUUCGGUCAUCCUGCCAAAGCAGUAACAAUGUGGAUGGACCUUGAAGUUUGGGUGCUCACAAGGUAGAGUGGAUCACUUCUGAACUUCCAGAGGUUAUAAUAUCUUCAAAAAUUGUUACAAGCAUAAAAAAAUUGGAGUAAACCUUGAUCAAUGAUAAUGUAUAAGACAGCUGUUAUAAUCUUUGUCAUGCUUGAUAAUGUGUAAGAUGGCUAAAGUUAGAUUUUGAGUGUGUUCUAAGCUUAGGAUAGCUUUGCUAUCAAGCUGGAUGAGACAGUGGUCAAAGAAAAAAUUCAGUAGCGAGUGGUCAUCCUCUUUUCAAUGACACCUGCUAGUUAAUAUAAGAAAGGAAAGGCUAGAUGAUAACUCUGCAGUUUCAUAAAAUAAGAUCUAAGAAAGCAGAUUUCACAUACGCGAUUUGCUUUGCUGUUUCUGCCUUUCAUUUUUUCACUUAAUGAGGCAAAUGGUUACAGUUCACUUCAGAAACAUACCAGAAAAACUGAAGAGACAAUUUCAAAAUAAAAUUAUACUAUUUUUAUACAUUAUCCAUAUUUUUUAAUUUCAGUCAUUUUUUUAAAAGCAGUGGUUUUUGUUUGUGUGCUAGAAUAUGUGGUGUUUUAACAUUUGUGUUGUUUCUUUCCCAGCAGCAGUUGUGUAAUGAAUCAGUGUUCUCAUUCCAAAAAAAUAGGUAAUACCUAAGUCAAAUAUGUGCCUGGGGAUGUACUUAAGUGAUUUACAGAACUGCACAGAAAAGUGCUUUGCUGUCAGCAUGGUGAACACUCUGCUGGCCUUUUGCUGCUUCAUUGAUCUGAACAACUGUGGGUUUCUUUUCUGUUUUAAGUGAUGAAUGUGCUUGAGUGCUUUGAAUGUAUGCAUUUCAUUUUUUUAAUACAAUUUUACUUCAAUAAAAUCUGCUGCUUCUUGUCUAGUAAAUAAAAUAAAUUAAACCUAUGCUUCUCCUAA